CUCCCUUUGCCGCGGUCUGUGGUUGCUGUGACAACGAACAUAGCACCACUAAGAAGGCGAAGAGCGCACAGAGUUGUUUACAUUAAACAACUUGUGCAGAACAAAUUGUCUUAUGUCGAAAAGCAAGGCAGCUGGGUCCAAGGGUGCUUACAGUUACCAGAAGAGAAGAGAUGGGGAAGGGAGGAGUUGUGUGCGUUUCAGAUGUAGCCUGACCAACACAAUCCUGGAUGUUCUUCGUCAGAGACCAGGCUGGGUGGAGGUCAAGGAGGAUGGAGAAUGGGACUUCAACUGGUGUGAUGUGGGGUGGCUCAGAGAGAACUUUGACCACACGUACAUGGAGGAGCAUGUUAGAAUUUGUCAUUUCCGAAACCACUAUGAGUUGACACGCAAGAACCUGAUGGUGAAGAACUUAAAGCGCUAUAGAAAAACACUUGAACGUGAAGCUGGCCGCCUGGAAGCAGCUAAAUGUGAUUUCUUUCCGCGUACGUUCGAACUACCUAGUGAGUACCAUCUCUUUGUUGAGGAGUUUAAGAGAAGUCCAGGCAACAUCUGGAUUAUGAAGCCGGUGGCUCGCUCACAGGGGAAGGGAAUUUUUCUUUUUCGGAAACUAAAGGAUAUCAUGGAAUGGAAAAAGGAUGGAAUCCGCUCUGAGGAACAAAAAGAUGAAGCUCAGGUUGAGAGCCAUGUUGCCCAACGUUACAUUGAGAACCCCUAUCUCAUUAAUGGCAGAAAAUUUGACCUCAGAGUCUACGUUCUUGUAACUUCAUAUCUCCCACUCAAGGCUUGGCUGUAUAGAGAUGGUUUUGCAAGAUUCUCCAACACCAGGUUCUCCCUUAGCAGUAUUGAUGAUCAGUAUGUCCAUCUCACUAAUGUGGCAGUACAGAAAACGGCCCCGGACUACGAUCCUGAGAAGGGUUGCAAAUGGCAGAUGCAACAGUUGCGACGUUACUUGACUGCAAAGCAUGGCAGAGAGGCAGUGGAGGCGCUUUUUAAAGACAUUGACAACAUCUUUAUCCGCAGCUUACUGAGUGUGCAGAAGGUCAUCAUUAACGACAAGCACUGUUUUGAGUUGUAUGGAUAUGACAUUCUGCUGGACCAGGAUCUUAAGCCGUGGUUGAUUGAGGUGAAUGCCUCUCCCUCUCUCACUGCCAGCAGUCAAGAGGAUUAUGAGCUGAAGUACAGACUGCUGGAGGACACGUUGCACAUUGUGGACAUGGAAGGCUGUCUCAGUGGCAGAGAAAAGCAGGUUGGUGGAUUUGACCUCAUGUGGAAUGAUGGCCCAGUCUACAGGGAAGACGUGAGCUUGGAGGCUCUGGGAAGCACCUACCAAAUAGCUAACACACAUCUUGGCUGUGUGAAUGAUCGGAAGAAACAGCUGCAACAGCUGUUGAAGCCACUUCCAGGACAGAAGAGUGUAUGAACAAAAACCUAUGCACAGUAAUAAUGUUCUUCCUUAUGUUCCAGACUGCUUCUAGAACUAGUGGAGUUUCCUUGUGUGCUCAUUUUCUAGCCAAAUACUAAUAGCAAAGUGAUCACCUCAAGCAUGACCUCAGAAGCCUAACUAUUUAAGACUAGUUCUAGUUCACACUCUCUCUCACACCUAUGGGCUGUUUAUCUUAGCCAGUUCCUGACUCAGGAUUGAACCGGGGACCCUGGAACUGAAACGCUGUCCUCUGUGCCACAAAAUUGUUAUGGUACGACUGUUUGUGUUGGCAAUUUUGUUUGUGUGCGGUGCACUUUCAAAUGCAAAGUGAAUAAUAUAACUUUUCAAAAAACUUUUCCAAUUUCUUAGUCUCCUAUAUGGUGAGUUGCUCCUGUAAAUCCUGAUGGCUCAAAUUGCUUGGGACUGAAGCAUCUUAACAAGCACUUAUUCAGCCAUGCGCUAAUUGGAGCAUUAUGCCAACUGCGACACAGAUAACCUGCCUCGUAGGCUAAGAAAGAACUAUUGCCUAUUCAGCAAGCUCCCCUGAGUAAACCAGACAACUGAUAUGAUGCCAAGUGCUGCUAGAAAAAGCAAGGCAAGCGCUACUGUGGUGUGACCAAAGGAGGAACAGGAGCCAGCAGAGGGCUAAUUCCGUUAAUGAACUGAAAGGCAUCAUAAAGGCCACCUUGGCCAGGUUAAAACUCAAUCCUCCACUUAAUGCAAUGUAUCGAAUACCUGACCUAAUUUAAGGCAUAUCAGGCCAAGUGGGUUUCUGAGCUAUUCCACAGUGUACCAGAUCAAUAAAGGAGUUAGGUGCAUUUUAGAGUACAAAGGAAUCUGAAGUCUGGUAUAAGAGCAGGCAUAAUGGUUGCAAUGCAGUGGCAGAUGAAACAAUAAAAUUGAAAUCAGUGCUUACAGUAGAGAAACCGGUGGCCUCACAAAUGGUAGAAAGCAUCUUUCCCAUAUUUUGUAGUGUUACAAUGUGGAACUGAAAUAGUUGCUUCUCUAACGUCCUCCUUACCCACUGACUUUUGGUAAACAGCCUCUUCUAGGCAGUGUCACAGUUGUGCCAUAUUCUUUCCAUCUUUUAAUAAUGGAUUAAAUGGUGCUCUGUGGGAUGGCCCAUGUUUAUAGAUAUAUAAUGUUAGAUAUAUUCUAAUAAGCAAUCCCUGAUUGAUACUGUUCCAGAAUAUUGUCAUGGACUUGUUUUGUUAGCUACUUGCUCUUCAUGGUGUUUGUCCAACUAUGUUGCCUAAACAAAUCUAGGGCCUUCCAGGUAUAUUUCUAUUGAGAUCAUGUGAUAAUUCAGUAACUCACAGGUCAACUUCCAAUAAUUAUGUGACUUUCGAUAGCAAUUGGUUGCACUAGAACUAAUUUAGGGGUUUCAUACCAAUGGGGUGAAGACUUAUGCAACCACAGCUGUCACAUUUUGUAUUUGUAAAUAAUUUUAUAGAUAUGUGAACAUAUAGAUUUUUCUACUCACUUCAAUGUUAUGGGUUAUGUGUAGAUUCAUGAUAUAUAAUCGCAGCAGAUUCUGUAUCAAUUCCAGGUUGUAACAUUUAAGGGAAGAAACACUUACGCAAGGCACUGUACAUAUUCUACCAAUUUAAUUUGUCUAAUUCGUUUGUAAAUAGCAUGUUUGUAAUUGUAUUUAUAUUUGAUUGGACACAAAUUUCAAUAUCCCGUAAAAC
This is a messenger RNA of Pangasianodon hypophthalmus (striped catfish), 3114 nucleotides long. RefSeq names its product tubulin tyrosine ligase-like family, member 9 (gene ttll9). The record is from RefSeq and is a predicted model, not a curated record. The transcript has 14 exons. NCBI's taxonomy places the organism in Eukaryota, Metazoa, Chordata, Actinopteri, Siluriformes, Pangasiidae. Gene Ontology annotation, molecular function: tubulin-glutamic acid ligase activity; tubulin binding. The coding region runs from base 113 to 1420 and encodes 435 amino acids. Gene Ontology annotation, cellular component: cilium. Gene Ontology annotation, biological process: microtubule cytoskeleton organization; protein polyglutamylation.